AUGACUGAGAUAGCUACUGUACAGAGAUCACAUUCUCGCGACAAGCCUAAGGAUGGUACAGAAGACAGUAGUGGUCAUCAAGAGAAUCUUUACGUUCAAGGACAUGGUGCAUAG
Messenger RNA from Phytophthora nicotianae INRA-310, 114 nucleotides. RefSeq lists its product as hypothetical. The transcript is spliced from 2 exons. The coding region runs from base 1 to 114 and encodes 37 amino acids. The record is from RefSeq and is a predicted model, not a curated record. NCBI's taxonomy places the organism in Eukaryota, Oomycota, Peronosporomycetes, Peronosporales, Peronosporaceae.